Molecule: messenger RNA, 1575 nt
Organism: Zasmidium cellare ATCC 36951
Lineage: Eukaryota; Fungi; Ascomycota; Dothideomycetes; Mycosphaerellales; Mycosphaerellaceae
Exons: 4
Coding region: 1-1575 (524 amino acids)
Source: RefSeq, a predicted model, not a curated record
AUGCUUCUCCCACGGCUUCCAAGCUACUUUCCGUCUUUAAUCGAAGCAGAUCUCGAGCAUGUCGUUACUGGAUUGGAGAGCGGGCUCUUCACCAGUGUCGACUUGGUCAAAACAUACAUCGCUCGAAUCAACGAAGUCAACGACACGCUGCACGCCGUGACAGAGCUCAACCCAGAUGCUCUGUCUAUCGCAGCUUCCUCGGACGACUUGCGUCGAAAUGGGACUAUCCUCGGUCCUCUUCAUGGCGUCCCCAUCAUCAUCAAGAACAAUAUCGCCACGGCCGACAAGAUGAACAACACCGCUGGAUCUUGGUCUCUGGUUGGAGCCAAGGUACCUCGAGACUCUACUAUGGCGGCAAAGCUUCGCAAGGCUGGAGCUGUCAUUCUUGGCAAGUCGAACCUUUCCCAAUGGGCGAACUAUCGAUCGGACAAUACGAGCAAUGGAUGGAGUGCCUACGGUGGGCAGACGUAUGCAGCGUACUACCCCAAACAGGACCCUUCUGGCAGCUCAUCUGGAUCUGGUGUAUCGAGCUCGCUGGGUCUUGCACUGGCUGCUUUGGGGUCGGAGACGUCGGGAUCUAUUCUGAGUCCUUCAGAUGUGAAUAAUCUCGUGGGGAUCAAGCCUACAGUCGGUUUGACGAGUCGAUACUUGGUCAUCCCAAUCUCUGAACAUCAGGACACUGUUGGCCCCAUGGCUCGAUCUGUCAAGGACGCGGCGUAUGUGCUGCAGGCUAUAGCAGGACCAGAUACGAAUGACAACUACACCCUCGCCAAUCCACACCAAGGAGUCCAGCCAGAUUAUGUCGCAGCUUGUGAUUACACCGCUCUUGCCGGUGCCCGAAUCGGCGUCGCCUGGAACGUCCUGGAUAUUUGGAGAAAUUACACGGACCAGGUCGUCAUUGAUGCUUUCCACGAGGCUGUCGAUCAGGUUCGAGCAGCAGGCGCGACAAUUGUAGAUGCCAACUUCACCGCUUUCGCUCAGUACAACAAUUCGACCCUAGGCGACGCUGUCCUCAACGCUGAUUUUCUUGUCGGCCUGCCGAAUUACUUGAAAGAGCUUACGUACAAUCCGAACAAUAUACAAAAUCUGGCCGAUGAGAGGAACUUCACGCACGGCUUCCCGCUUGAGGACUGGCCAGAGCGAGAUACCGAGCUUUGGGACGAGGCGCUCAAACAGUAUAACAACACCUCUCCCGAGUUCUGGAAAGUUUACCAGGAGUCUCUGUACUACGGUGACGAAGGUGGUAUUCUAGGCGCCUUGAGACGUACCAACACCAGUGCUGUUCUCCUGCCUACACAGCUAAGUCCUUCGAUACCUGCGUUAGUGGGUAGCCCAGUCGUGACAGUACCAAUGGGGUUCUAUCCAUGGAACACAACGUUGGUUAUGAACGGGUUUGGCAAUCUGGUCGCUACAGCACCGAAUGUUCCUUUUGGCUUGUCGUUCAUGGGAGCCAAGUGGAGUGAGGCCGAUCUGAUCGGAUUUGCGUAUGCGUAUGAGCAACGCACGAUGCAUCGCAACGACAAGCAGCCGUACUUGGUGCCUAAUGUCGAGCUUGGAGAUGUGUUGGGGUGGUAA